This is a messenger RNA of Linum trigynum, 204 nucleotides long. Lineage: Eukaryota; Viridiplantae; Streptophyta; Magnoliopsida; Malpighiales; Linaceae. The record is from the annotation of a GenBank genome assembly.
AUGUUUACUAUACUCAUUGUUGGUCACUGUAUGAAAGGUAGAAUGGCUGAUGCAAUCGGUAUUCUCAAUAAGAUGUUGACCAUCGGUUGUACUCCAGAUAGCAUUAUCAUAAGUUCGUUGACGUCUUGCCUUUUGAAAGAUGGGAUGGCUAGUGAAGCGUUUCGAGUAAAGCACAUGCUAGUGGAAGACCUCAACUUUUGGUGA